AUGGGAUUAUCAAGAUCAACGAGAAUCAUCACUCUCUUAGUGAUAGAUUCAGUCUUCUUCUUAGUCGAAUUGAUAACUGGUUAUACAGUUGGUUCAUUGGCUUUAGUAGCUGAUUCAUUCCACAUGUUGAAUGAUGUCCUUUCUUUAGUAGUCGCCUUGUAUACUAUCAAAUUAGCUACUUCACCUUCAUCUUCGGCUAACUCCUAUGGAUGGCAAAGAGCAGAAAUCUUAGGUGCAUUGAUCAACGGUGUGUUCUUGGUAGCACUUUGUGUUUCAAUCUUCUUAGAAGCAAUGGGAAGGAUUUUCGCUCCUCCAGAGAUCUCAAGUCCUCAAGUCAUCGUUAUCGUAGGAAGUUUGGGUUUAUUAAGUAAUAUCGUUGGAUUGUUUUUGUUCCAUGAACACGGACAUUCCCAUGGCCAUUCUCACGGAGCUAUCGCACUUCCUGAAGAUUCAGAUGACACUAAUGAAGAAAAUGGAGAAGAUUCCGUUUCUGAAUUGUAUCAACAUCCAGCAGAAACAAGAGCUCAAAUAAUCGAAACUGCUCAAGAAUUCGGAUAUGGUCAACAAAGUCAAUUAUCAAGUUCCUUAGAUAGUGGAAUUAAGUCACCAUCUAAUCAUCAUCAUAGAGCUUUAUCAGCCAGUAGAAGAAAUAAGAGAAAUUCAAGUAUAAGUAGACCGAAGGAGAUCCGUAAAGGUUCUGCAUCAAGAGUACCUCCUACAGAAGGUCAAAAUGAUACCUUACCUCCUGUAGGUGGUAGCAAGACCGAUGCAGGUUCUUCAAACGCUUCUUCUUCAACAACUGUAACCGAAAGUGCACCAGCUGUUCUAAGUAAAUCCAAACUUGCACAUAGCCAUGACCACGACCAUGACCAUGAUCACGAUCACGACAAUAAGAAAGCCCUCGCAAAGAACGUCAUCGAUGCCGAAAACGGUCAUUCACAUGGUCACGAUCACGAUCACGAUCAUGACGAUCAUGGUCAUGGAGGAGGACAUGGACAUUCGCAUGGAUCUAUGAAUAUGCGUGGCGUAUUUUUACAUGUUCUUGGUGACGCUCUUGGGAACGUCGGUGUCAUCGCUGCUGGUCUCGUCAUCUGGUUCUGUCAAGGUAGAUGGACACUCUAUUUCGAUCCAGGUGUAUCACUCUUGAUCACUUGUAUCAUCUUCUCAUCAGCAUUACCGCUAUGUAAAUCAGCAUCUUACAUUCUGUUACAAGGAGUACCAUCCCAUGUCUCCCUUGAUGCUGUUAGAAAAUCAAUUGUGGAUGUCGACGGCGUCGAUUCAGUGCACGAAUUGCAUAUUUGGCAGUUAUCGGAGUCGACAGUGGUAGCUUCGGUUCACGUCAUGAUCGUUCCAGGAAAGGAUUAUAUGAUAGUCGCUAGUGGGAUCAGACAGAGAAUGCACGGUCAUGGUAUUCACAGUGUCACUAUUCAACCUGAAUUUUUCCAAGAUGAAGAUGCUGUUUCUGCUAAUGGCGAAGCAUGUCUGAUCCGAUGUCCUCCUGACCAAUGUCAAGGUGAUACUUGUUGUCCCCCAAUCACAACAAGUGACGAACAAGCCACGCAGUCAUAG
This is a messenger RNA of Kwoniella shivajii, 1569 nucleotides long. RefSeq lists its product as uncharacterized. Lineage: Eukaryota; Fungi; Basidiomycota; Tremellomycetes; Tremellales; Cryptococcaceae. The coding region runs from base 1 to 1569 and encodes 522 amino acids. The transcript is spliced from 8 exons. Gene Ontology annotation, molecular function: zinc ion transmembrane transporter activity. Gene Ontology annotation, cellular component: membrane. The record is from RefSeq and is a predicted model, not a curated record. Gene Ontology annotation, biological process: zinc ion transmembrane transport; intracellular zinc ion homeostasis.